UUUUUUAUCUUUCCCGCUCAAUCGUACACAAAACAUCGGCUCCGGUUAAAUUGCAAGGGGUUGCUAUUCUCUCGCUACAUUUUCAUAGAAUUCCGCAGGUUCUGGGCGACACAUUUGCAUCGGUACUCUUAAUAAAAUGUCGGGAACGCUCGAUGUGUGUGAAAAGUACUACGGUACGAGAAAUAUUUACGAAUUGUUUGGAGUCGAGAAAAAUGCGUCGGUGCAGGAGAUCAAGAAAGCGUACUAUCGACUGUCCCUACAAACACACCCUGACCGUGUGCCGGAGGGCGACAAAAAGGAGGCGACCGAGAAAUUUAAAAUGCUAAGCAAAUUGUACACCAUCCUCAGCGACAAGGAUUCGCGCGCUAUAUACGACGAACGCGGCGUCGUCGACGAUGACGACGAUGCCAGGACGAAUUGGAUGGAUAGGUGGCAACAGUUUUUCAAGCCGCUGACCACGGAAGACAUCCAAAAUUACCAGGCAAGCUAUACCGGCUCGGAGACGGAACGGAACGACAUCAAGCGGGCGUACCUUGGCAAGAAGGGUUGCAUCAACUACAUGAUGCAGACGGUCCCGUUCAUGACGUGCGAAGAUGAACCACGCAUCGCCAAAAUCGUGCAGGAAAUGAUCGACCAAAAGGAGGUGCCGGAGUAUGCGAUCUUCACCAAGGAACCGAAAGAGAAGCGCAAACGUCGGCACGGAAAGUACGCUCGUGAAGCCAAACUAGCGAAGGAGAUCGUGCGGCAGCAGGAGAGUACGGCCUCGCUCGAACAACAGAUUGCGCUCAAGCGAAAGAGUGCCUUCAGUUCCUUGAUUGAAUCACUGGAAGCUAAAUACGGCAGCGGUAAGGAUGAAGCGGACGACCUGUUUGAGCUCGACGAGGAACCACCGAAAAAGCGGAAGAUGCAGCGAAAACAAAGCGCGAGUGCCGCCAAGCCUGCUGUUAAAAAGAAGGCAGCAGCAGCAGCUUCGGGCAGAAAGACCAGAUCGUCCAAAUAGACUGACUUGUAGGCGCCGUAUUAACGAUAUUUUGCAAAACAGCAUCUCUCUUCCUGUUUCGAGCAUUCAAAAUAAGGGAAAUAUUUGGCGAUAUAUACACACACAUACACUAUGCUAUUCCGUAAACUUAUUAUGACCUAACGAAAUAAAUUGCUUCAAAAACGGA
This is a messenger RNA of Anopheles stephensi (Asian malaria mosquito), 1166 nucleotides long. Its product is annotated as J domain-containing protein CG6693-like. The coding region runs from base 137 to 1000 and encodes 287 amino acids. NCBI's taxonomy places the organism in Eukaryota, Metazoa, Arthropoda, Insecta, Diptera, Culicidae. The transcript has 2 exons. Gene Ontology annotation, cellular component: cytoplasm; nucleus. Gene Ontology annotation, molecular function: heat shock protein binding. The record is from RefSeq and is a predicted model, not a curated record.